AUGGAAAUGGAAGAAACAGUGACUCCAAACUUGACGGCGGAGGCACAAAAUCAGACCUCAGUGACCGAGUUUAUCCUGGUGGGCCUCUCUAAUGACCCCAAGACACAGCUGGUCCUCUUUGUGGUCUUCCUGGUUCUCUACCUGAUGACACUGGCGGGCAACUUCCUCAUUGUGGUCACCAUCAUUCAUGACCAAGCUCUUCACACGCCCAUGUACUUCUUCCUGAGCAACCUCUCCUUCAUUGAUAUCUGUCACUCCACAGUGACUGUGCCCAAGAUGCUGGCUGACUUCCUCUCCACCGAGAAGACCAUCUCCUUCGGAGGCUGUGUGGCCCAGAUGUUCUUCCUCCACCUCUUUGCCUGCACGGAGAUCUUCCUCCUCACCGUCAUGGCCUACGACCGCUACGUGGCCAUCUGCAAUCCGAUGCACUACCUGACAGUCAUGAGCCACAAAGUCUGCCUCUCAUUGGCUGGGGCGAUCUGGCUGGGUGGUACGGUCCACUCCCUUGCUUUAAUAGGUAUGACCAUCAAGCUACCCUACUGCGGCCCGCAAGAGGUCGACAACUUCUUCUGUGACGUCCCUCCAGUCAUCAAGCUGGCGUGCACCAACACUUACGUCAUCGAAGUCCUCAUUGUUUCCAACUCGGGGCUGAUCUCCGUGGUCUGCUUCGUCGUCCUGGUGGUCUCUUACGGCGUCAUCUUGGUCUCCCUUCGCAACCGCUUCGCAGAAGGGCGGCGCAAGGCGCUCUCCACGUGCGCGGCGCACCUCACGCUGUGA
This is a messenger RNA of Sphaerodactylus townsendi, 777 nucleotides long. RefSeq names its product olfactory receptor 4E1-like. The record is from RefSeq and is a predicted model, not a curated record. Gene Ontology annotation, biological process: G protein-coupled receptor signaling pathway. Gene Ontology annotation, molecular function: G protein-coupled receptor activity; olfactory receptor activity. NCBI's taxonomy places the organism in Eukaryota, Metazoa, Chordata, Lepidosauria, Squamata, Sphaerodactylidae. The transcript has 2 exons. Gene Ontology annotation, cellular component: membrane. The coding region runs from base 1 to 777 and encodes 258 amino acids.